Messenger RNA from Striga asiatica, 1346 nucleotides. NCBI's taxonomy places the organism in Eukaryota, Viridiplantae, Streptophyta, Magnoliopsida, Lamiales, Orobanchaceae. The record is from the annotation of a GenBank genome assembly.
UCAAGUUUCUUAACUAAAUUUCGAUCAUUUUUUCGAAUUUCAAUGUUUUUAGGUGUGGCGGCAAAUACGAAGCUGCUGCUGAAAUUAGUCGAAGAUCAUAGGGACGCGUGUUGGAAGGAGAAAAACGAUGGCCGUCGGAUGCUAAGGGUGGCCACGAUGAUGACCAUCCUCGACAAUAUCCGUGGCCGUAUCCAAAAAUGCCAAUCAUUGGGCCGCAAGGGAACCACCGGGCCCGAUCCAAGCCCAACCGAAAGCCCGGACGAGGAGAAGGCCCGUCUCAAGCGUGAGCUUGCAUCCAGCCUGGCCGCCCGGAAAAGCCUCCAGGCGAUGUGCUCGAGCCUCGGGAAGGAGAAGGAGAUUAUGGCGGCCGAGCUCUCGAGGAAGACUCAGGAGCUGACGGGGAUGGAGGAGCUGAUAGGUGACUUGCGGGCCCAAAACGAGGCCCUGCUCGAGCGGGCCCGGUUUUGUGCUAUCGAGCACGGCGAGGGAGAAAAAUCUGGAGGAGGCAGAGUAAGGGAGCUAGAGGAGCGUAAUCGAGUGCUGUCUGAUGAGCUUUUGAAGUCGUUAGACGCGUAUCGGACGAUGAAGAGGAAGUUUCGGGCGGCGCACGAGGAAAACGAGAGCGUUCGCGCAACCCUAGAUGAGAUAAGGCGGAAGAUUGUGGGGAGCCUUGGGAGGAUUAAGGGAUUCAAGGAAGGUGAUGAUGAUUCGGAGGUUGAUGUUCGGGAGGAGAUUUCGGAGUUGGAGGGUAUGUUCGAGUGCUUUCGAAUGAUGGUGGAAAAGCAUGAGGUGAAGCAAGGGGAUUGCGGCGUAGUGGAGCCGAAGGGCGGGAAUAUUAGUGCUCGAAGGCCAUCGGUUGUGGCGUGACGAGAGUGUCGAUCGUAUCUUUUCGAACUUAUAUAUACGUGGAGUUAGUUAGUUUUUAUGUUUUUGUUUGUCUGACGGUAAAACGAGCGAUAUGUUCUGGUUUGCUGACUUGUGUGUGGUGUCGAGCAGAUAUUAUUAGUGUGGUUUUUGGGUGUUAAGAGCGAUCUAGUUUCUGUCGACUUGUAUUGGUUUGUGAUGUUUAUCCAACUUACACGUACAUGGAGUUAGUUUUGUGUUUUCGUUUGUUCGAGUGGGAAUGGUAAAAUGCGAUGUGUUAUUAUGGUUUGUUCAUUGGUAUGACUAUGGAGUCGAUGCUUAACAAUUUAUGUGUGUGUUUAUUGUGUUCAGAAAGUGUUUUACCAUGAUCAUAUAGAGAAGAAAGCAAGGAUGGCAUUAAGCCAAAUUGCAGUAGUUUGAAGGUGUAAUGAGCAUGUGAGGAAGAAAACGAGUAAUAGGUAAAGUCGCAUUUUCCUUUUUUU